Molecule: messenger RNA, 3739 nt
Organism: Amaranthus tricolor (Joseph's coat)
Lineage: Eukaryota; Viridiplantae; Streptophyta; Magnoliopsida; Caryophyllales; Amaranthaceae
Product: G-type lectin S-receptor-like serine/threonine-protein kinase SD3-1
Exons: 1
Coding region: 971-3217 (748 amino acids)
Biological process (GO): recognition of pollen; protein phosphorylation
Molecular function (GO): protein serine/threonine kinase activity; ATP binding
Source: RefSeq, a predicted model, not a curated record
AAAAAGUACCAAUCUUUCCACUUUACACUAAGUCAUACCUCAAAAUUCAAAAAAGUCAUUAAGGGACCCUCGUUGAGCGUGGUCUUCAUAUGAGUCCAACUAUGUAAAGUUAACAACUGACUCCCCCAAACCUCCAUUAAUAAGACCUUCUAAAAAGUAGCAAUUUCAUAUUCAUAUGUGCUGUGUGCAGCAAAUUCAUUUGAAUUGAAUAUUCUCCAUCAUUUCAUAGAUUUUCUCAUCUGGGUUUUCUAUAUUUCUCUUUUCUAAUCAUUCAUCGUCACAGGAUUCAAUUUCUUUCCUUUCUACCCACUUCCACUAACAUUUUUUUGUCUUCCCUACUAUUCCACUCAUUUAUCUCGUGAAUCAGUCAAAUUUUCCAUCCCUGAUUUCUGUUUCCAUUGCUUUUUAACUGGUUGAAUCUUGAUUUUUUCAAAAUUUCAGUUACCAAACCCUCAAACAUUGUAGAUUGAUAAGUAUUUAGUAACAUUUUUCAUGAAUCUAUGUUACAGUAUAUAAGUUUCUGGUUCUGUUUUGCUACUAUUUUUUCUUGAGAUUUUUACAAACAGUUGGUGGGCGUUGUGUAAUCAUAGAAAGAUUGGGAUUUUCUGGGGUCAAAUGUCAUUUUCAUACACAAAUUCUUCUCAAGUGCCAAUCUUUCUCUCCUUGACUGGUAUGUUUAUCUUACUGUAAGUUUCAUUUAGGGAAGCCUGGUCUUAUUUUGCUACCUAUAUUUGCUUAACUAUAUUUGGUUUAGCUGACAAUUAAAGACUAAACCCUCUAUUUCUGUCAAUAUAGCAUUUGAUUUUUUUUUCUAGCUUCAUAGACUUAUUGUUAGUUUACUAAAAAUUCUUGCCUUUACCUUCAAAUUAUAAACAUGUGAUUGAAUUUGUUCAAAUCCCACCUUGUAAAUUUGUGAAAAUAGUGAAAAAAAUACCCAUCAAGAAUCCCAACCUAUUUUGUAUCUUCCAAAAUGCUUAAAAGAUGCAUUUUUGUGGGGACUUUAUUGAUUCUUUCAGUUGCAAUUGUUGCCUCCGAAAUUUCUUUGGGUUCAAAACUUUCAGCUUCUGAUAAUGAUUUAUGGGUUUCCUCCAAUGGGGAUUUUGCUCUGGGAUUCUUUAUUCAUCCAGAACAUUCUAACCAAUAUAGUUUAGGGAUUUGCUUCCAUUCUGAUUCUAUACCUGUUGAUAAACAAACUCUAGUAUGGACUGCUGGGGCUGAACUUUCUGUCAGUAAUCAGUCUUAUUUUCAGCUCACUCAGGAGGGAGAGUUUGUUUUAUUAGAUCCUUCCAAUGCUGGAAUUGUGUGGACUAGCAAUUCUUCUGGAAAAUCUGUUUCUUCUGCUUUACUUCAGGAUGAUGGAAAUUUGAUUGUGUUGGAUGCAAAUAAGGAUUUGGUGUGGCAAAGUUUCGAUACACCGUCUGAUACACUGUUACCCGGUCAAAAUUUGUCCGUCCACAAAAUGCUUCGUGCCUUGAGUAAAAAUUCGGUUUCGAGCUACUAUAGUUUGUAUAUGAGUGAUUUGGGGCAGCUACAGUUGAGGUGGGAGACUAGUAUGAUAUUUUGGACAAGUGGGAUCCCAACAAAUGAGUCACUUAGGGCUUCUCUUAGCUCUAAUGGCUCUUUCCAGCUUCUUGAUGAAAGAUCUAAACCUUUUUGGUCUGUUUUAGCAGAUGAUCACAAUGAUAAUGUGAAAUUUCGGUUUGUUAGGUUAGAUGUCGAUGGGAAUCUCCGAGUUUAUUCAUGGGACGAAGAUUUAGCAGCAUGGAGAUCGGUGUGGCAGGCUGUUGAGAACCAAUGUGAUGUUUUUGCAACUUGUGGUGAUCACGGAAUUUGCUUGUUCUCUAAGUCUGGCCUCGCAACUUGUAAUUGCCCGUUUAGGCUGUCUACGGAGUUAAACUCAAAGUGUUUGGCACCCUUUGAGCAGAGUUGUGACUCUAGUGUUAGUAUGGUGGGUUACAAACAUAGUUUUCUAUAUGGGGUUUACCCGCCAAAUGAUUCGGUCGUUAUAACUAGUUUGGACUCUUGCCAGAGUUUGUGCCAGAAAGAUCCGCUGUGCACUGCCGUGACAUAUUUGAAUGAUGGAACUGCACAAUGUUGGAUCAAGAAAACACGGUAUAUUAGUGGUUAUUACGAUCCAUCCCUGAUUUCAGUAUCGUAUGUUAAGACUUGUUUGGAUCCCUUGGCGGUCUUUCCUAACAAAUCUCCUACUGUUGCAUCUCCAAUAGAGCCUACCGUUUCUUCACAUGAAUCUAAUAAGUCGUAUAGGAUCCAGAUUCGUUCGCUAAUUGUUGCAGGUUUAGUUAGCUUUUGUAUGUUCUGUAUGCUUCAGAUUGCUGUUGGAAUAUGGGUCUGGAGAAAACGAACGAUUUCUGUGAAGAAACAAGCUGGCUCUCCUUAUGAUGGUUUUAUUUCGGCUGGCUUGAUCCGAUGGACAUAUGCUGAAAUCAAAGAGCUAACGCAAAACUUCAAGGAUCAAUUAGGGCCACGCUCGUUCAAAGCUGUGCUUCAGAACAAGCAACCUGCAUUGGCCAAGCGACUACAAUCCCAAACCGAAGAGAGGAGGUUUAGAUCCAUGGUUUCAAUGAUAGGAAGUAUUUACCAUAAAAAUUUGGUGAAGGUGGAGGGUUAUUGUUGUGAAUCGGGGCAUAGAUUUUUGGUGUACGAGUUUCUUAAGAACGGUUCGUUAGAAGAGUUGAUGGUGGAUCUUGAAUCAUGCCAAAGACUAACUUGGAAAAAGAGGAUGUCAAUUUGUCUCGGGAUGGCAAAAGCUAUUUCGUAUUUGCACACAGAAUGCAGGGAUUUUGUUGGCCAUGGGAAUUUGAAUUGUCGAAAUGUGAUCUUGGAUGAAAACUUGGAAGCCAAGCUCACAGAGUUUGGCUUGCAGAAACUAGAUGGGAUCGAUACGCUUGCAGAGAAAGAUGUGGAAGACUUUGGUAAAAUUGUACUCUAUCUCAUAAAUGGAAGCCAGGAAGUUCAUACAGAUGGUGGAGAGUGUUUUUACAACAAAUGGGUUAGUGGGUAUGGUUGGAGGGUUGUGGAUAAGAGGAUUGAAGGCGAAAUAGACUUCGAGGAACUCGAGCGUGUCCUUAGAAUUGCGUUUUGGUGUUUGCAAGCCGAUGAAAGGAUGAGACCUUCAAUGGGUGAAAUCGUGAAUGUUUUAGAGGGUACAUUGACAGUUGAUCCCCCUCCGCCUCCAUUUUCUCGGUUAAGAGCUUAAUUGGAAGACUUGUUGAAGGUGAAGGUGAUGUAGACCUUGAAGAAUUCAAGGGUCUUCUUAGAAUCCAUUCGGCAUUUGCAAGUCAAUGAAAGAACGAGACUGCCAAUGGUUAAAAUCGUGAGUGUUUUAGAGGGUGCAUUGAUAGUUGAUCCCCCUAUGCAUCCACAUUCUUACUCGAGAACUUAACCGAAAGACUUGUUACAUAAUCGGAGAUUCAUGGAGAUUUUUGUGCUGCCAAUGUAUAGUAGAACUAACUUAAGGCAAGGAUAUUGUAAAAUUUUGGGAGAAUAGGUGGUUAGGAUAAAUACUUGACCUUACAUUUAGCAAAUUACAAAAACUCCCGAUGUGUUGGUUGAGUACAAUUUAUUCAUGGAGCAACAAAUCCAAUUUUCUCAUAUUGCAGUACAGAAGCUGUCAUCAUUCUGGUGACCCUUCAUAUUGUUGCCUUUCUUGCCUUCCUCUUAUUUGUAAUUGAAAUAUUUUUCUUUCUUCUUUAAAUAUGUCGGGAUUAAGGCCUUCACA